Molecule: messenger RNA, 2541 nt
Organism: Otolemur garnettii (small-eared galago)
Lineage: Eukaryota; Metazoa; Chordata; Mammalia; Primates; Galagidae
Product: polycomb complex protein BMI-1
Exons: 9
Coding region: 43-1023 (326 amino acids)
Biological process (GO): negative regulation of transcription by RNA polymerase II
Cellular component (GO): PRC1 complex
Molecular function (GO): promoter-specific chromatin binding
Source: RefSeq, a predicted model, not a curated record
GCCAAUAUUUCUGUGUCUUGCAGGAUCUUUUAUCAAGCAGAAAUGCAUCGAACAACCAGAAUCAAGAUCACUGAGCUAAAUCCCCACCUAAUGUGUGUGCUUUGUGGAGGCUACUUCAUCGAUGCCACCACCAUAAUAGAAUGUCUACAUUCCUUCUGUAAAACGUGUAUUGUUCGUUACCUGGAGACCAGCAAGUAUUGUCCCAUUUGUGAUGUCCAAGUUCACAAAACAAGACCACUGUUGAAUAUAAGGUCAGAUAAAACUCUUCAAGAUAUUGUAUACAAAUUAGUUCCAGGGCUUUUCAAAAAUGAAAUGAAGAGAAGAAGAGAUUUUUAUGCAGCUCAUCCUUCAGCUGAUGCUGCCAAUGGCUCUAAUGAAGAUAGAGGAGAGGUUGCAGAUGAAGAUAAGAGAAUUAUAACUGAUGAUGAGAUAAUAAGCUUAUCCAUUGAAUUUUUCGACCAGAACAGAUUGGAUCGGAAAGUAAACAAAGAUAAAGAGAAAUCUAAGGAGGAGGUGAACGAUAAAAGAUAUUUACGAUGCCCAGCAGCAAUGACUGUGAUGCACUUAAGAAAGUUUCUCAGAAGUAAAAUGGACAUACCAAAUACUUUCCAGAUUGAUGUCAUGUAUGAAGAGGAACCUUUAAAGGAUUACUAUACACUAAUGGAUAUUGCCUACAUUUAUACCUGGAGAAGGAAUGGUCCCCUUCCUUUGAAAUACAGAGUUCGACCUACUUGUAAAAGAAUGAAGAUCAGUCACCAGAGAGAUGGACUGACAAAUGCUGGAGAACUGGAAAGUGACUCUGGGAGUGACAAGGCCAACAGCCCAGCAGGAGGUAUCCCCUCCACCUCUUCUUGUUUGCCCAGCCCCAGUACUCCAGUGCAGUCUCCUCACCCACAGUUUCCUCACAUUUCCAGUACUAUGAAUGGAACCAGCAACAGCCCCAGCGGUAACCACCAAUCUUCCUUUGCCAAUAGACCUCGAAAAUCAUCCGUAAAUGGGUCAUCAGCAACUUCUUCUGGUUGAUACCUGAGACUGUUAAGGAAAUACAUUUUAAACUCCUGAUUUAUAUAGAUAUCUUCAUGCCAUUACAGCUUUAUAGAUGCUAAUACAUGUGACUCUUGUCCAAUUUGCUUUCUUUUGUAGUGACGUUAAAUUUGGCUAUAAGAAUGGACUAGAUGUGAUACUCAUGGACAUUAACUGAAAAGAAAGAUUGUUGCUAUAAAGAAUUGGUUUCUGGGAAGGCAGGCAAGAUUUUUUUUGUGUGUUAGGAAAGAUGUGAAAUGGUUUCUGUUACCAUUGUUUGGAUUUGGAAAUAAUUCUGCAUUGGAUGUAAGCAUUGGGCCAUAGUUUGUUAAACUCAACUAACGCCUACAUUACAUUCUUCUUCAUUGUUCCUUGUUAUGCUGUUUUGUGAACCUGUAGAAAACAAGUGCUUUUUAUCUUGAAAUUCAACAAACUGAAAGAAUAUGCAUAGAAUAAUGCAUUCUAUGUAGCCAUGUCACUGUGAAUAACAACUUCUUGCAUACUUAGGCAUUUUGAUUCCUGUUUGAUUUUUACUUCUCUGUUGCUACCCAAAACCGAUCAAAGGAAAGUAAACUUCAGUUUUACAUUCUGUAUGCCUAAAAGCGGGUACUACCGUUUAUUUUACUGACUUGUUUAAAUGAUUCGUUUUUGUAAGAAUCAGAUGGCAUUAUGCUUGUUGUACAAUGCCAUAUUGGUAUAUGACAUAACAGGAAACAGUAUUGUAUGAUAUAUUUAUAAAUACUAUAAAGAAAAUAUUGUGUUUCAUGCAUUCAGAAAUGAUUGUUAAAAUUCUCUCAACUGGUUCGACCUUUGCAGAUACCCAUAACCUAAUGUUGAGCCUUGCUUACCAGCAUAGAAUAUUUUUAAUGUGGCUAUCUAACUCUAAAUUCUAUUCCAUUGGAAGCAAUUGGCAAAUCACUGCAAUACUGACUUUUUUCCCAGUUACACACGUUUACUUUUAAAAUGUAUUGCAGUAAAGAAAAAUUAUAACUAAGAAAUAUGGAAAUAGCAUCUUAAUUUUCCAUUGGUUAUGAGGGAUUAAUGUAUUUUUAAAAUGAAUAUUGAUCACUAAUUCUAAAACAAAUUUUUUAAUAAACCAAAUUUCUGAAAGAGGGCAUUUUAUCUAGAGUUAUUUUAAUAUGUGGCAUAGCAGUAAUUUCGAAUUUAAGAGUUGCUUUAAUCACUAGCAAUGGAAUAAUGCCUUCUCUGUAAUGUCCUGAAAUAGAAGCAAUUUAUGAUGAGCUUCUACAGGUAUUUUUAGAUAAAGCCAACCAAGCAUGUUGAAUUUAAAAUAUGAAUAAUCCCAAUUUUCAGUUUCUGUUUUGCGUUGGUCGAACUUGGUGUAUGUUUGUUCAUCACCCAUCAGUUAUUUGUGAGGGUGUUUAUUCUAUAUGAAUAUUGUUUCAUGUUUUUAUGGGAAAAUUGUAGCUAAACAUUUCAUUGUCCCCAGUCGCAAAAGAAGCACAAUUCUAUUGCUUUGUCUUGCUUAUAGUCAUUAAAUCAUUACUUUUACAUAUA